Molecule: messenger RNA, 1682 nt
Organism: Mercenaria mercenaria
Lineage: Eukaryota; Metazoa; Mollusca; Bivalvia; Venerida; Veneridae
Product: protein roadkill-like
Exons: 3
Coding region: 106-972 (288 amino acids)
Molecular function (GO): protein binding
Source: RefSeq, a predicted model, not a curated record
UCAAGUAGAACAAUAUAUUUUACUUGCCUUCGUCUAGUUAAGUGUUCAUGCGAAGGGAACGACUUUUGAAAUUUGCGUCGAUAUUUUAUGUUUAAAAAGUGAAAAAUGUCGACGAAAACGACGCCUCGUGUAGGGACCCAGGCCACGAUGAGGAGUCAAACGAGGUCAGUGAUCCCACCUCAUUCGGAACUAAAGACAAAGACAAGUGUUGGCGGAAGUACGGAGCGUAUUGCUACAGCAUCCACUUUUGAAAGGCUCUCCAGCAUAGGAGAUACAACAACACGAUCGGAGGUGGGACAGGAAAUGACGUCUAAGACGGAAACGACAGACUUGCCCUUUUUCAAACAAGACCAGUUUACGGAUGUUGUAUUGCAGGUUGGAGGCAAAAAAUUGUACACAUGUCGUGCUCUGCUGGCAUUCAACUCUCCUGUGAUGGCAAAAAUUCUCAGCUCAGGCUCGACCAAAAACAAAGACCUUGACCUGCCGGAGAAAGAGUACGAAGAUGUUGUAGAGUUACUAGCAUUCAUAGAUCCACGUGUUGACUAUCUAAUAACUGAGCAGUCAGCAAUCGCACUACUUCCUCUUGCGGAAGAGUAUGAAAUCCGGAGUUUGAAGGAACUUUGCGAGCAGACGAUAAUACAAUCUUUUCGCCGAAUGAAAAAGGGAAAGAAGCCCGGCUCGAUCCCAGUUGACAUUAGCCUGGAAUAUCUUCAUAUGGCUGACAAAUAUGAGUUUCCUGGCCUACGUAAACUGGUUACUGACGAAUUCGUUAACAACGAGGACCCGAAUGCUACCAAGUCCCUGAUGGAGUCGACGUUGAUAUCAGAACACAUGAAACUAACUGUUCUUGACAAGAAGGUGGAAAAAGUACAUUUCGAGCUUGACAGGGAACGCAGGGAGCGGACGGCUAUUGAGACAAAACUAGGAGAUUAUGGACAUAAACGCAUUGGCAGACGGCCACUGCUUGAGUAAACCUAUGCACAAACAUACCCGCUUCUGUAGCCGCUGCAGGGUUUCAUUAUAGCAAAAAGAAAAGUUAUAGCCGCGGCUUAUCAUAUAUCUUGUUGAAACAACCUUUAGAUUAGGCAUUGAAAGGUGUCUCUAUUUUCUAACAAGGGUAUUUCUAGACCUAAUAAAUGCAUUGCAGUAUGGUCUACCGCUUCUACAAAACUUGAGUAUUCAUUUCAAAGAAUCAAAUAAGCUUAUAAAUCAAGUACGUAAUUUUUGUACCGUCUCAGGGUAUACUAGACUGCGAGCUGAACAAAGACUUGCGCAUGAAUCAAAUGGACUUAAAUUUAGCAGCAAGUGUCUUCUGAAACAUUGUAAUAUGUUUUACAAGGACGCCAUUAAUUUUAUUAACUGUUCGAUAUAUUUGAUCUAAUCUGAGAAGACUUGAAUAUGUUCACUCUUACCGGAUCGAGGUUCUGUCGUGCAUAAUGACUUAAACCACAGCAAAACCUCACCGUAUUCUUAUUGAUUACUUUUGUAUUAAUUGUAAUAAAAUAUAACAACCAUAGGUAAAUUCUUUAAACAAAGUCUCAGAUCUAGCUACUGUUGUAAUUUUAUUCAUAUUAUUAAUAUAUAAUCAAUUUAUUAUAUACCUCUACCUUUUUGUUUGAUUAUUUGUUAUCGAACGAAAUCUUCGGUGUAUAUCGAUGUAAAAAUAAAGUGAGUUAAGAUUU